CACCGCCUCUCUAUCUCUCUCUCUCUCUCUCUCUCUCUCUCUCUCAGACACACACUCACACGCACCUCAUCGGAAACCCAAUGUGUACGAUGUCAUUGUAAAUCUCAAGACUCAAAUUGCCUCUUCCUUUCUCUCUGUUGAAUCUUUCUUCCAAGAACACCCAAAGAAACCCUAGCUUUCUUGAUCACAUCACAAACGAUGGCAAAACCCACUAACCUUUCCUCUCCAUAUCUCGUGUUCUUUAUGAUCUUCACUGUUAUUUCUUUCGCCAGAGCAGAGCUACAACAAAGUCCUGCGUAUCUGGGUUUUGUAUUCAACGCUACAGAACUCCCAUCGGAGGACUACUACGACUACAUCAUCAUCGGAGGCGGCACUGCCGGAUGUCCACUGGCGGCAACUUUAUCUCAGAAUUAUCGGGUAUUGUUGCUUGAAAGAGGCGGUGUUCCUAAUGGAAAGCCUAAUCUGAUGACCCAAGAAGGCUUUCUUAACAGUCUCACCGACGUCGACUCAUUUGACUCCCCUGCUCAAGCCUUCACUUCCGAAGAUGGCGUCCCCAACGCCCGAGGCCGGAUUCUUGGUGGUAGCAGUGCCAUUAAUGCCGGGUUCUACAGCCGAGCCGAUCAAGAAUUCUAUGGAAGAUCAGGUUUGAAUUUGGACCCCCGAGUGGUGAACCAGUCCUAUGAGUGGGUUGAGAGGGCUAUUGUGUUUAGACCAGAGCUCAAGAAUUGGCAAUCGGCAGUGAGAGAUGGGCUUUUGGAGGCCGGAGUCGAUCCCUAUAAUGGGUUUAGUUUGGAUCAUGUAGUGGGUACCAAGAUUGGUGGUUCUACAUUUGAUAGCUCUGGUCGUAGACACAGUGCCGCUGAUCUUCUCAGCUACGCGAAACCUUCCAAUAUUCGAGUGGCUGUGUAUGCAAGUGUUGAAAGGAUCCUGAUAGCCUCUUCUUCCACUUAUUCUGUGUCGAAGCAAUCCGCAAUUGGGGUUGUUUUUCGAGACCAGAUAGGAAACUACCACCACGCAAUGGUACGUGAAAAGGGUGAAGUAUUUCUCUCUGCAGGGACUCUUGGUAGCCCUCAGCUUCUGCUUUUGAGUGGCAUUGGGCCAAGGCCUUACCUCUCUUCGUGGGGAAUUCCAGUGGCGCAUCACUCGCCUUAUGUUGGACAGUAUCUGUAUGAUAACCCCAGAAAUGGCAUCUCAAUUGUGCCACCGAUGCCACUGGAGCACUCUCUCAUACAAGUUGUGGGUAUCACCAAUUCAGGGACUUACCUUGAAGCAGCCUCCAAUGUCAUUCCUUUUGCUUCCCCUGCUCGCUCUGUUUUUAUCAGGUAUCCAACUUCACCACUGUUUCUCACUGUAGCCACCCUUAUGGAGAAGAUUAGUGGGCCACUCUCCACGGGCUCGCUCAGGUUGGCAUCCACAGAUGUGAGGGUUAAUCCAAUUGUCCGUUUCAAUUACUUCAGUAAUCCGGUUGAUUUGGAGAAGUGUGUUAAUGGGACUCGUAGGAUUGGUGAUGUACUGAGGAGCCGUUCCAUGGAGGAUUUCAGGUUCAGGGGAUGGUUUGGGAGUGAUUUCAGAUAUGUUGGGCCUGAAUUGCCUGUUGAUCAAUCAAAUGAUCUGGUGAUGGGGGAUUUUUGCCGCCGCACAGUGAGUACAAUUUGGCACUACCAUGGUGGCUGCCUUGUGGGGAAGGUGGUAGAUCGCAAUUUCCGAGUUAUUGGGAUUGAUGCUCUUCGAAUUGUUGAUGGUUCCAUAUUAACUGUAUCGCCAGGGACCAAUCCUCAGGCUACUCUUCUGAUGCUAGGACGGUAUGUUGGUAUGAAGAUACUCAGAGAGAGAACGAGAUAAGAGUUGAUUUCUAACCCUGUUGUGCCAAAGAGAACUAUGGCUGCUAAUCUGUUAGCCUGCUACUAGUUCAUUCUGCUCUGAUUUUGUUUUGGCCUCUUCUGUGGUAUGUACUUCUGUCUCAAAGAGAGAAUGAAAUAGAGAACUUAGGCUGCUAAUCUGCUAGCCUGCUACUUGUACAUUCUGUUCUGAUUUUGUGAUAUGUACUCAUAUGUUUAGGGAGGUACAAG
Molecule: messenger RNA, 2069 nt
Organism: Ilex paraguariensis (yerba mate)
Lineage: Eukaryota; Viridiplantae; Streptophyta; Magnoliopsida; Aquifoliales; Aquifoliaceae
Source: the annotation of a GenBank genome assembly